Amblyraja radiata (thorny skate) is the source of this 3235-nucleotide messenger RNA. Its product is annotated as rap1 GTPase-activating protein 2. The record is from RefSeq and is a predicted model, not a curated record. The transcript has 22 exons. Gene Ontology annotation, biological process: regulation of small GTPase mediated signal transduction. The coding region runs from base 141 to 2285 and encodes 714 amino acids. Gene Ontology annotation, molecular function: GTPase activator activity. Gene Ontology annotation, cellular component: plasma membrane; cytoplasm. Lineage: Eukaryota; Metazoa; Chordata; Chondrichthyes; Rajiformes; Rajidae.
ACACACAAACAAUGCAGAUGUGCAGACAGAGGCUGCACCUUCCUGCCCAACCUGUUCCUUCGGUUCUUUAGCACUGCCCCAUUCCCCGACCACACACACCACAGAGAGGGAGCAGAGCUGACAGACUGUGCCGGCCACGGAUGCCUUUUCCCCAGCCUCCCCUCCUCUCCUCCACCCCACACCCGCCCGCUCCCCAAAAAGGGGAGAUAGAAAGUGUGUCUGCGGCUGGUCCUCCACUGCCUGGGAUAAUGGCUGUGUUAAGGAGUACGUCUGCAGAGUUCUUCGAGAUGCUGGAGAAGCAGACUCUGAAGAUGGAUGAACAGAAGCUCAAGGGCAUCAGGCAAAAGGAUGAUUACAUACCAUAUCCCAGUAUCGAUGAGGUAAUAGAGAAAGAGGGGCCUUUCCAGUCGGUCAUCCUGCCUCAGUUUGGGGGGUACUGGAUCGAAGGCGUCGAGACUGCCAUCACCCCGACCUCUUCAGAGAGCAGCUUGUUCGAGGAGGAUCUGAUUGAGAAUCUCAGUCCCACCACGUUUGGCUACAAACUGGAAUGUAACAGCACGGCCAGGGCCUACAGGAAGCACUUCCUCCACAAGGAUCAUUUGAAUUUCUACACCUCGUGCAGUGUCCAUGGCAACCUGAUAGUUUCCAUCAAACAUGAAGAUAGUGAAGCCCAAGAAUAUCUACAGAUAAUCCUCAGGUCCAAAUCCAAAACAAUUCACGAGCGGCUCCCUCUGGCUGGAGCUCCACAACUGCCAAGCAUACCACUUAUUGCAAAGCUCCUGUGUGAUGACGUGACCAGCACAAAAUUCUCUCCUGUACUUUACCCAAAGGCAUCCCAGCUAAUAGUCGAAUAUGAUGAACAUGAGAUCAAUGACAAGUUCAAGUUUGGGGUGAUUUAUCAGAAGGCCAGGCAGACGACAGAAGCAGAACUAUUCGGCAACAAUGAUGAAAGCCCUGAAUUUAAAGAAUUCCUUCACUUGCUUGGAGACACAGUGGUGCUCCAGGAUUUCAAAGGCUUCCGUGGAGGCCUUGAUGUGGCGCAUGGCCAGACCGGGUCUGAGUCCAUCUACACCGUCUUCAAGGACCGAGAGAUAAUGUUCCACGUCUCCACAAAGUUGCCGUUCACAGAGGGAGACACGCAGCAGCUGCAGCGGAAGCGGCACAUCGGGAAUGACAUUGUGGCCCUCGUGUUUCAAGAGGAAAACACUCCGUUCGUUCCUGACAUGAUCGCCUCAAACUUCCUUCACGCCUACAUCGUGGUGCAGCUCGAGCCAACCGCAGAGAGUGAGGCAACGUACAAGGUUUCGGUCACUGCUCGCGAAGAUGUCCGCCGCUUUGGCCCCCCGUUACCGAGCCCAGCGCUCUUCAAGAAGGGCCCGGAGUUCAGAGAGUUUCUGCUGACUAAACUCAUCAACGCAGAGUCGGCCUGCUACAAGUCGGAGAAGUUUGCAAAGCUGGAGAACCGCACGCGGGCAGCGCUACUCGACAACCUGUACGAGGACCUCCACAACCAAUCACAGGCCAUGUUGGGGCUGGGUCCUGACGAAGAAAAGAUGGAGAAUGACACUCAUGGAGGCUUCCUGGAGUCCUUCAAGAGGGCGAUUCGCGUGCGGAGCCACUCAAUGGAGACGAUGGUGACAAGCCACAAGAAGCAUCACAGCGGGGGUCUACCAGGCAGCCAGAGUGGGGGCAUCCCGCACAGCGCCAUUGAGAUCAUCAAACACCCUCCUAAUCAAGUCAAGCUUCUGAAGAGCCCGGUGAAAAGGAGGUCGGCUCUCUUCCUGAGAACCCACGGCAGCUCGGACGGCCAGCUGGACGGCAGACUCCGCUGUGAGAGUCUGUCGAGCUUGUCAAAGACUCCUGAGAGUGGCCAGAUAUCGCCGGACAUCAAGUGGGAAACAUCGUCUAACCCCAGCUCGCCUGAAAUGGGCCCCAACAAGGAGAGCAGGGCCUACUUCAAGCGGCGGGAGAACGGCCGGGCCAACAUCUCACGCUCCUCCUCCAGCACCAGCAGCUUCAGCAGCACGGCGGGCGAGAGUGAGGCCAUGGAGGAAUACGACACCAGCGCUGGAAGCCAGCCAUCCACAGCAUCCCCUUUCCGACAGGAUGUCUUUGUGUACAGCAGUGAAAUCCAGAGCAACUCGGGUCAAGUCAGCUCGUGUAAGAGCCCCACAGACUCAACAAAGUGUAAAACCUCUCCGAGAAAUACUUUGAAAUUGCGAUUUGAGAAACUCCAGCAGAGCUCAAACCCAAUGCUGGGACCUUACCCUUCACCGCAGAUGUAACUGAAGCCGGCACAGACACUCAAGCGCCCCACCCCACCCACAUCGUACACCGCACCCACCCCUCCCGUAUCUGAGGCACCCCAGGGUGGAGGGAGAUGGUCGGGACGACGGGCCUCAGAGGUGCCCUUGUCUGAGGGGUUCCAGUUGCCCUGGCCCUUCACCUGCAGAGCGAAAACCAUCUCAACACCAUCGUUGGAGGCGUGUUGAUCCAUCGGCACAGGCACCUUGCAAGAUGCAUAAGUAGAAGAUAGCAUUGGAUGUGUGGCCUGGGUCACCAUCAAUCUUUCCGAUAGCUUCCCUUGGCUUUCUUGUAACCUUCUGGGAUCCACGUUUUCUUUUUGGGAACUUGGGACUGCACGGAUUUCCUUCUCGGAGUCUGGAGACGGGCUACGAUGGGAUGGAUCUUGAAGCGUCUCGAAUGGCGAGCGAUCUCCGAGAAGCUCCGGGGGGGAGGGGCUCGUCAAUGUGGAGACGCCGGAGGCUGCCCGCGUUCCCGUCCCUCCCUCCCUCCCUCUCUCUCUCACCGGCUGGAGGUACAGCCCCCUCCCCUCAAUCCCAGCGGAUGUAGCAUGAGCCUCAACCUUGCGCUGUAAUCUUUCAGCUGCCGUAGUCGUCCACACUGCCAAUUAACGAGGACCAACCAGCCUUGUGUCUCGCUAGUCCGUCCGCUUAAUGUGUUCGUUGUGCAAAGGAGAAAUCUGCCACCUUCAGCCUUGGGCCGCAGCAUUGCUUUGCAGAUUUCAGUAAAACAUUCAUCACCAGAGUGGUCAACAGGGUUCACCUCCGAACAUUCUGAGUGAGAGGAUUGUACCAGGUCAUCAGAUGACCAUUUCUUGAUUAGUACGGGUGUCAGAGGUUAUGGGGAGAAGGCGGGAGAAUGUGGUUAGGAGGGAGAGUUAGAUCAGCCACGAUUGGAAUGGCGGAGGUAGACAAAAGUGCUGGAGAAACAC